This is a messenger RNA of Felis catus (domestic cat), 2511 nucleotides long. It is a transcript of the gene RBPMS2, whose product is annotated as RNA binding protein, mRNA processing factor 2. NCBI's taxonomy places the organism in Eukaryota, Metazoa, Chordata, Mammalia, Carnivora, Felidae. Gene Ontology annotation, cellular component: cytoplasm. The record is from RefSeq and is a predicted model, not a curated record. Bases 309 to 944 code for a protein of 211 amino acids. Gene Ontology annotation, molecular function: mRNA binding; protein homodimerization activity. The transcript is spliced from 7 exons. Gene Ontology annotation, biological process: negative regulation of smooth muscle cell differentiation.
CCGCGGGCGCACUCGCCGGUCGCAGUGAAAAGGCGGAGGCGGCGGCCGCUCGGGCUCGGCUCCGGUUCCCAGUGCCUCCCCCGCCGCACCCCCUCCCCACAUCCCGCACCCGCCAAACUUGAUGUGACCCCAGCCUGACGCGGCGGCUGCCCCUCUCACCGCCCCGUGCGCCCCCCACCGCCACUCCGCCCCGCACUCCCGGAGCGCACCGCUCACCGCGCCCCUUCCCACCUCCUCGCCGGGGCCGGGCGCCGCGCUCGCCCUCAGCGUUCCCUUCCCCUCGCCACCCCCACCCCACCCCCCGCACCAUGAGCAACCUGAAGCCGGACGGCGAGCACAGCACCAGCACGGGCACCGGCACGGGCUCGGGCUCCGGCGGCACUCUGGAGGAAGAGGUCCGAACACUAUUCGUCAGUGGCCUCCCUGUGGACAUUAAACCCAGAGAACUCUACCUGCUCUUCAGGCCGUUCAAGGGGUAUGAAGGGUCCCUGAUCAAACUCACAUCGAGACAGCCUGUUGGUUUUGUGAUCUUUGACAGCCGAGCAGGAGCAGAAGCAGCCAAGAAUGCAUUGAAUGGUAUUCGCUUUGACCCUGAGAACCCGCAGACCCUGAGGCUAGAGUUUGCCAAAGCCAACACCAAGAUGGCCAAGAACAAGCUAAUGGCUACACCAAAUCCUACCAACGCUCACCCUGCCCUAGGAGCACACUUCAUUGCACGGGACCCCUAUGACCUUAUGGGGGCUGCUCUGAUCCCCGCAUCCCCAGAGGCCUGGGCCCCCUACCCUCUGUACACCACAGAGCUGACCCCAGCCAUCUCACACGCUGCAUUCACCUACCCAGCUGCCACUGCUGCUGCCGCUGCCGCCCUACAUGCUCAGCCCUACAAGGCACCUCACCUGUCAGGAUCUCUUGUCACGGGGCUGCUCCAGCUGGAAGCCAGGUGAGGGGUGGUGGUCAGGGUCCACCGGGGGAUUCCCUAAGCUGGAGUGGGCCACAAGCUUAUCUGGUAGCCACAUGCUGGUUUCCUUAUUGUCCCUCUCUUACGGAAUGAGCUCUUAUGUCCAGCCACGCUUCCAGGUGGGAGUGCAUCCCACAGCUCAGCAAAGGGGAGGAGAGGCUUCCUCCCACUUGGCCUCCCACUUGGCUGUUAGCCAGGAGGGGAGGGAACUGCUUCCAGAUGUUGAGGCAGCAGGAGAGAAAAUAGUGGCUUCUGAGGCUGGACAGCUCAAAGGCAAGAAGAGGCACUUGAUCUCCUAUUGUGUGUGAUAUGGUGCUUAAUCAAGGUGGUUCUAGCAGCUCGGGUCCACGGUGUCCUGGUGAGAGCAGUGCCACAUCCUUGGAGCCCAGGGAAGAUUCUGGCAUUGAUUAGGUGGCCUAGGACCUGCUUCUGCUAUAUGCCAAGUGUCCUGGCAUUUUAGGGUAACCAGCUUCUGCUUGCUGUUGAGCAUGUGGUGAGCAGAGUCCUGGGGUGUACAAAACAUGUAAGAAUUGGAGGAGACAGAGGAGUAUGUUCUCAGGAAGCUUCCAUCAGCCCGCAGACGACCUGACAUUACAUGACAUCUUCUCCGCUUACAGAGGCGGGGAUUCCAGGCAGCCAAGUGGGUAACUGAGUCCAACUACCACACUGUCAAGCUAGUUGUCUGUGGGCCCAGCUGCUACUUGUUUUCUACAUUGGCUCUUGGCGUGCCAUCCCUUCCUUUCCUGAGGGGACCCCAGACUCCCCUCCCUGGGCAUUCUUCCCCUUACCCCUCAUUCAAGGUCUUGUGAUGCUGUGUUCCCCCACUGAUCCCAGGCAGCCAUGGGUUAGGCUGGGGCAGACAUGCUGUCUAUAACUGGGGCAGGUGGCCUUCCUGCAGUCUUGGCUUGGCACCCAGCAUAGCUUACUGCCCAGACCCGUGGGGAGGCUGUGCCUAGAAAGGGAGGGCGUAUGAUUUCCUGACCCGUCUCUGGGAAUCCUGCUAGGGGCUACUGCUCUGAAGGGCCUUCUGGCAAGUGCCAGGGCUGAGACAGCUGCCAGGCCCCCAUUGGAGGCCUCAGCUGGUGGGUUACAAAUCUGUAGACCUGGGAGGCUGAUAAUGGAGGGAACAAGGGGGAUGGAAAGGGAUGGAAGCAUCAGCUGGGUCUCAGCCAUGACUUCUUUAGAGAAUCCUACAAGGACAGGAGUCCUACCCCUUAGAGACCACAGCAACUUUGGUUUCUAAAGUGUUUGUACAUUGUGUCUCACCUGAUCCUCACGGACACCCUGUGACUUCGUCAUCUCUGUCCUGUACUUGGGUGAGGGCACUGAGACAGAAGGAAACUGAGCAAAAAUGUAUUAGGUUCAUGCUCCUAACGUCAGAAAUUCUACACUCUUCAAGUCAAGGGGGAAGGGCAGAAUGCUGACCAGCACCCCCACUGCCAAAAGUCCACCUGGUACAGUUGGGCUCAGUGGAGCAUAAAACACCUUGGUAACGAUUCUCUCAUUUGAACCUCAACCCUGCGGAGGAGGCAGGUCAGGUGGCGCUCUCCCAU